Balaenoptera acutorostrata (minke whale) is the source of this 732-nucleotide messenger RNA. It is a transcript of the gene TINCR, whose product is annotated as TINCR ubiquitin domain containing. Gene Ontology annotation, molecular function: protein binding. The record is from RefSeq and is a predicted model, not a curated record. The coding region runs from base 343 to 606 and encodes 87 amino acids. The transcript has 3 exons. NCBI's taxonomy places the organism in Eukaryota, Metazoa, Chordata, Mammalia, Artiodactyla, Balaenopteridae.
GUGCAUUUACAUAUUUAUCUUUAUGAUGCGGCUCCUUUUCGUGCGUUUCGUGCCGGGUCACCCGGGGCGCCUCCAUCCGCCUGGCUCGCAGUAGGCACUUAAUACAGGUCGACGUAAACUAAGGGGCGUCUGCGGGUGGGGGCUAGGGGCCCGCGGGUCCACCCGCCGCGCCCCGCCCUCGUGGGGCCUCCAGUCUGCGAGCUGGACGUGCCCGGGCAGGCUGGGCGCGGGCGCGGGCGCGGCGGGAGCGGGCGGCCGGGCCGGUUGGGCGGGUGCGGAGGGCGUGCGGGGCCCGGGCCGGGUCCGAGGGCCCGGGCCGGGUCCGAGUGUCCGGCGGGGGCCAUGGAGGGGCUGCGGCGGGGCCUGUCGCGCUGGAAGCGCUACCACAUCCAGGUGCACCUAGCGGACGAGGCGCUGCUGCUGCCGCUCACGGUGCGGCCGCGGGACACGCUCAGCGACCUGCGCGCCCAGCUCGUGGGCCAGGGCGUGAGCUCCUGGAAGCGCACCUUCUACUACAACGCGCGGCGGCUGGACGACCACCAGACGGUGCGCGAUGUGCGCCUGCAGGACGGCUCGGUGCUGCUGCUUGUCAGCGACCCCAGGUAAUCUGUGUUGGAGGACGUGGAGCCAUGACCGAGAGGACCAGAGCUGCUGGCUGAAGGAGCAGGCUGGGGGUGGCGGGGGACAUCUCCCAGGAGCCUUGACCUCACUCUGGGUUCUGGGCUUCCAGCA